Molecule: messenger RNA, 1416 nt
Organism: Stomoxys calcitrans (stable fly)
Lineage: Eukaryota; Metazoa; Arthropoda; Insecta; Diptera; Muscidae
Product: zinc finger CCCH domain-containing protein 15 homolog
Exons: 3
Coding region: 105-1304 (399 amino acids)
Biological process (GO): cytoplasmic translation
Cellular component (GO): cytosol
Molecular function (GO): metal ion binding; mRNA binding
Source: RefSeq, a predicted model, not a curated record
UAGUUCAACGUAGCUAUCGCUAGCUCUGUACACACGAACACACCGUUUUCCUACCAAAUUUCUAGUAAAAUUACUUGCGGUCUAAUUGCCACGAAACAUUAGCUAUGCCUCCCAAAAAGGCUCCAGCGCCCAGCAAGAAAACUGAGCAAAAGAAGAAAGAAAAAGUUAUAGAGGACAAAACAUUUGGUUUAAAAAACAAAAAAGGGUCAAAGCAACAGAAGUUUAUUCAGCAGGUGCAAAAACAAGUUAAUAGUGGAGGCAUCCACCCUCGGACUGAUAAUAAGAAGAAGGACGAAAAGGAAAAGAAAUUGCAAGAACAAAAGGAAUUGUCUCUGAUUUUCAAACCAGUUCAGAAGGUGGAAAAGGGCACAGAUCCCAAAUCAGUUGUGUGUGCAUUCUUUAAACAAGGAACAUGUACAAAAGGUGACAAAUGUAAAUUUUCGCACGACUUGUCUGUAGAGAACAAAGCUGAAAAGCGCUCUAUAUAUGUGGAUAUGCGCGAUGAUGUUGAUGAGGAUGACAUGAAGAACUGGGAUGACGCAAAACUAAAGGAAGUUGUUGACCAGAAGCAUUCCAGUGAGAAGAAAAGGCCAACCACUGAUAUUAUCUGCAAAUAUUUUAUUGAAGCUGUCGAGAAGUCAAAAUAUGGUUGGUUUUGGGAGUGUCCAAAUGGUGCAACAUGCAUCUACCGCCAUGCUUUACCGCAGGGCUAUGUGUUAAAAAAAGAUAAGAAGAAGGAAGAGAAACCCACAGAGAUUUCAUUGGUAGACUUAAUCGAAAAGGAGAGAGCAGCACUUGGAUCUAAUACUACAAAGGUUACAUUAGAAACAUUUUUGGCUUGGAAGAAAAGAAAAAUUCAAGAGAAGAAAGAUAAAAUGGCAGCCGAUGAGGAACGCAAAAAGAAUGACUUUAGUAAAGGCAAACAAUUUGGUAUAUCUGGAAGAGAAAUGUUCAGCUUUAAUCCAGACUUGGUCGAUGAUGGUCCUAUGGAUGAUGGCGAUGCUGCUUUUGACAAUUAUAAGCGAGAGGAAAAUGAAGAAGAUGUUGAAUACAAAGAGCUCGACUUGGCAUACUUAUCUAUGUCGGCCCAGGAGGCUGACGGAUCAGGCACGCAAGCAUCAGCAACGCGUUUGCAAGAACAAUCCGAUGCUUUGGAAGCAGUGGCGGAAGAAGAUGACGACUCUAAAGAUUCAAAUACACCUGCCACAGAUGCCGCUCCCAUAAAUAAAGAUCUAUUUAUGGGGUUGGCGGACGAACUUGAUGACUUGGAUUUGGAAGACGAGGACGAAGAGGAAGACGAUUAGAAUGUAAUGUUGGUGCCACAAAUAGCAUUCAAACUACAAAAUAUUGUUUUUAAAAUAAUCAAGUUUGUUGCCACACAGAAAACAGGACUCUUAAAAUAUAAAUAUAGCGAAU